This is a messenger RNA of Suillus clintonianus, 531 nucleotides long. RefSeq lists its product as uncharacterized. The annotation marks the transcript as partial. The transcript has 2 exons. The record is from RefSeq and is a predicted model, not a curated record. NCBI's taxonomy places the organism in Eukaryota, Fungi, Basidiomycota, Agaricomycetes, Boletales, Suillaceae.
GAAAAACCACGUCCGCUUCAGGGUGGUGAACGCAUAUCAGAAAUGUACUUACAGUCGCUGCGAGACCGUGAAUCGCUAUGGCAAUUUCGGAUGACCCCAUCAGAACUUCUCGAACUUGCUCGAGUUUUGCGAUUGCCUAGUGUGAUUAGAACUGAAGGCAGGCACAAAUUCACUGCUAUUGAAGCAUUGGGCCUGACUUGUGCUCGCCUCCGCUCGUCCGGUGACUUGUACGAGCUCGUGUCCAAGUUUGACCGCUCUGCAGCGGCAAUUUCUGAAAUCGUUACCUGGGUCAUCAUUUUCAUUGAUGAAAAAUGGGGUCAUCUCCUAGAAUUCGAUCAUGAGCAUCUGCUUUCCCCCCAUAACUUGGAGAAAUAUGCAGAGGCAGUCCACAAACGUGGUUCCCCUUUGACCGGAGUCUGGGGAUUUAUUGACUGCACCAUACGGCGUAUUUGUCGGCCAUCGCAUUGGCAACGGCAAGCAUACAACGGUCACAAAAAACACCACGCACUCAAGUUUCAGGCUGUCAUGCUG